GUAGCUGUGUGAACGUGAAAAGGCUCAAAUGUAUCCUCUGCUGUAGUCUGUCAAAGAUAGUACUUGCUUCAGAAGGAUGCAUUCUCCUUCAUCAUAAAUAAUUUUCAAACCACAAAAAGUGAAAAAGAAAAAAAAAAAUGAAAUCUUCCUUCAAGUAACCGGUGAUUCCAUUGACACUGCUACUCUUAUAGCACUAGUGAUUGCACUUCACCUUUCUUCAGGAGUCAGAGUACUAAGUAAAGCUUGGAAUAUUAAGUUCUAUAUAACCUUUGGAGCAACUUGGUCAUUGGUAGCUGGAAACAUGAGAAACAAAAUGUGCCUUUUUCUGUUCCUGUUUUUUAUGGAAUGCUAUCUGGCCAUGGCAAGAGGAAUUGUGGUGCAACAAAAGUCAGAAGCUGCAAUCCCAGUGACAACAUUGUCACCACCUGAAGGCAACACUACAUUCAUUGAUGGCACAACUUGGUGUGUGGCUCUUGCUGGUGUUUCCCAAGCUGACUUGCAGAAUGCUCUUGAUUGGGCUUGUGGACUUGGAAUGGCAGAUUGCACAGCCAUCCAACAAGGUGGACGAUGUUUUGAACCAGACACACUAGUUUCUCAUGCAUCCUUUGCUUUCAACAGCUACUAUCAGAUAAAUGGCAAUUCUGAUAUUGCAUGCAAUUUUGGAGGAACUGCUGCCUUGACAAAGCAUAACCCCAGUUAUGGAAAAUGUGUCUAUUCUACAUCUGGAUCUUUAGUUGCUUCUGCGCCAGCUUCAUUGAGGAAGCAUAACCAAAACCUCGUUUGGUCGAAACUUGCUGCCUUGCUACUGCUUUCAUACUUUUGGAUGUGACUAUGGUCGGCCAAACCGAGGACAAAAGGAAAAGGGAAUUAGAGGAAGCAAAGGAAUACUAAAGUGUUCCAAGAUCAAAAGUGGAGCAAGGAGGAUGGUAUGAUCUGGUUACAUAAGUGGAGCUGCUUGGAAUCAUGCUACCAAGAACCAAGAGAAAAUUAUCAAGAAUAGCUCCAACAAUGUUCAAGUUAAUAAAUUUGGAGUUCAUCCCAAGGAAAUUAGUUUAUUCUCAAUUGCGAUAGUGCUAGAUCUUGAGCUUAUAUCAUGUGGUGGUCUUCUCAUAAAUGAUGCUGGUGAUUUUAUGACCGGCUUUGCUUGUAAUUUAGGAGUGAGUUUAGUUCUUCAAACAGAGUUAUGAGUCAUCUUCCAUGACAUUCAACUUGCUAGAGAACAACAUAUUCUGCAAGUAGGAUGUCAAUCUAACUCAACAAAAGCUAUACAUCUUAUCCUUGAUGGGUGCAAUGAAAGAUCAUGUCUUGUUUCAGAUUUGUUGAACUAUAAAGAGCAACAUUGAGCCUCCAAUGGUGGUGUCUUUCAAGCACAUUUCCAUAAAAUGUAAUGCAUCAACUGAUGUCUUUGCUAAACAUGCUCUCAGUUUGUCUUAGGGGUUGGUUUUUUUU
Glycine soja is the source of this 1449-nucleotide messenger RNA. Its product is annotated as glucan endo-1,3-beta-glucosidase 13-like. The transcript is spliced from 5 exons. The record is from RefSeq and is a predicted model, not a curated record. Lineage: Eukaryota; Viridiplantae; Streptophyta; Magnoliopsida; Fabales; Fabaceae. The coding region runs from base 302 to 829 and encodes 175 amino acids.